UAACAUUUUCCGAUCUCUUAUUAUUGUUAGAGUUGAAGCUUCCUCUCCGGCGACCGACCGGAAAUCAAGAUAGCAGAGUAGAGGAUAAGCAAAAUGAAUAAGGCAAGAAACCUUUUGUCAGUGGACGACCGAGAUUCGGAGCUAGUCUCUCGGCUCACCAUUCCCACUCAUCGAAUCCACAUCGAUCGCAGCUUCUACGAGGAUAUGACGCUUAGGGGUAUCCGAGUCGACCGAGUUCAGCCCGGCUUUGUAUCCUGCUCCUUCAAAGUCCCUUCUUACCUUUCUGAUAGUAAUGGUAAAUUGGCCGCCGGGGCAAUUGCAAAUCUAGUCGAUGAAUUGGGAGGUGCCGUCAUCAUGUCCGAAUGGGAGAAUGAAAUGAAUAAUGUCUCAGUGGAUAUGUCAAUUUCGUACGUUUCAGCUGCUGAUGUUGAUGAAGAACUGGAGAUUACAGCUAGACUUUUAGGUAAAAAGGGAGGUUUUUUUGGGACAAAUGUCGUCUUAAAGAACAAAAUCACUGGGGAUAUCAUUGCGGAAGGUCGUCACUCUCUUUUUAACAAACAUGCUAGCAAAAUGUAGCCGAUUCAUUACACCUACAUUGUGCCAAACUUGUUUGUGAAAGACAUAACAAAAGCUAAUAGAAAUAUAGCUUGAUCAAGUGUUCCAGAAUGUGUGAAUGUGUCUAUAUUAAUCAUGUUUGUUUGAACAAAAUAUUAUUAAUUAAUAUAAGUUAUAUUUCUUAUCA
Molecule: messenger RNA, 742 nt
Organism: Impatiens glandulifera
Lineage: Eukaryota; Viridiplantae; Streptophyta; Magnoliopsida; Ericales; Balsaminaceae
Exons: 3
Coding region: 94-576 (160 amino acids)
Molecular function (GO): fatty acyl-CoA hydrolase activity
Source: RefSeq, a predicted model, not a curated record